Molecule: messenger RNA, 1086 nt
Organism: Penicillium griseofulvum
Lineage: Eukaryota; Fungi; Ascomycota; Eurotiomycetes; Eurotiales; Aspergillaceae
Exons: 4
Coding region: 1-1086 (361 amino acids)
Biological process (GO): purine nucleoside catabolic process
Cellular component (GO): cytosol
Molecular function (GO): purine nucleosidase activity
Source: RefSeq, a predicted model, not a curated record
AUGCUUACUUUCGUUACGGGUUCACUUGCGCUAGAGCGGGCGGAUAAGCACUAUGCUAUCAUGGACAAUGAUUGGUAUACCGCUGGCUUCGUACCUUACUUGGUUGCUCUUGAUGGCGAUGUGGAAAUCCUGGGCUUAGCCUCUGAUACGGCCAACACCUGGCAGGCACAGGGCGCAUUGCACGCAGUAGCAACCCUAGAGGCCGGCAAUCUCAGCUGUAUUCCAGUCUACUCUGGCGCCACAUGGCCACUAAUCAACACUCCGAACCGCUUCCAUGCAUGGGAGAUGAUUCAUGGCGUGCUGCCAUGGCAAGGCGCCUUCGCGCCCGAGAAUAAGACUCUGGAGGCAGAGGGUGGUGAUCCGAAAUCUGGCGAUCCGAACCGUAUCGUCAAGGAGGCUUUCAAGGAGGGUUUCCCCAAGGGCAGACCGGAAAACUCCACCUCGGCUGCUAACUUCAUGGUCGAGAUGGUGCACAAGUAUCCCGGCCAGGUAACCAUUUACUCGGCUGGUGCCUUGACCAAUGUUGCGCUUGCUGUGCGUAUGGAUCCGCAGUUUGCGUCGCUUGCUAAGGAUCUUGUGAUCAUGGGUGGGUAUGUCGAUCUGAAUAUGCUCCAGGCCACUGGAAACAUUAUGCAAGCAGAUCACCAGUCGGACAUCAAUCUCAUGAUCGACCCCGAAGCUUCUAAGAUCGCUCUGACCGCAGACUUCCCUAACAUUACCAUCGCCGGCAAUGUUGCUAACCAGGUCUUCCCGACCAAGGAGUUCUUGGAAGAGGUUCGCUCGGUUCCAAACCCAUACAGCGAACUCUUCUAUAAGUAUUACGAUCUGUCUUUCCCCUUCUGGGAUGAGACCGCUGCCGCUUUGAUGGUAGACCCUUCUAUCUCUGUUAACCAGACUUCAGUAUAUCUGGAUGUGGACACAUCGUACGGCAGCCCCAACUAUGGAAACAUCCAUGUGUACCAGAAGGCCCUUGCGCCUCCUGGUAUCCGGGAGGUGAACUAUGUGUUCGAGGUGGAUGCUGAGAGACUUAUCAACCGGAUCAAGCAUGCUCUGCAGUAUCCUAAAUCGUGUGCCGAUUUUGAGUAG